GCCAAACAUUCCAAGACUGUCACUCAACAUAUAAAAGGGUUACUGGUCGUUACCUUCAGCAUUAGACAUCACGGCAACAAAGAUGGCUUUUGCUCUUCGCUCGUUGUUCCUCCUUUGCGGGAUCAGUGGACUGCUGACUGGAGUCUGGUCUAAGCCUACCAGUGUGAAAGUACAAAACAGCUGUCCUAAAGGCUGGACUCAGUUGGACUGCCACUGUUACCAAUACCAAGAUGAGGAAAGAACCUUUGCAGAUGCAGAGAGCGUCUGCAACAUUCUUGGUGGGAAUCUGGUGUCCAUCCACAGUGACCUGGAAAACGCAUUCAUUCUGGAACUCAUUCGGCAGGGUGGGAAUGAUGACGAGGCCUGGAUUGGAUACCAUGAUGCAGUUGAGGAAGAUGACUUUCUAUGGACUGACGGCUCCGAUCAGGAUUACACUAACUUUGAUGUAUCUGGAACCGAGCCUGAUGGCACUGGCGACUGUGUACACAUGGAUGAAAGUGCUGGCCUUUGGGAGGAUAGCGUCUGCUCAGACGAGGUCGCAUAUGUUUGCAUCCAAGAUGUGAUCGAUGUCAAACACUAAUUGUGUUUGUAUGUGCUUCAUCAGUCAUGCUGACUCAAUAAAGCAAUAUCAAAGUUUA
Molecule: messenger RNA, 638 nt
Organism: Phyllopteryx taeniolatus (common seadragon)
Lineage: Eukaryota; Metazoa; Chordata; Actinopteri; Syngnathiformes; Syngnathidae
Product: lithostathine-1-alpha-like
Exons: 7
Coding region: 83-580 (165 amino acids)
Source: RefSeq, a predicted model, not a curated record